This is a messenger RNA of Rosa rugosa (rugosa rose), 1360 nucleotides long. RefSeq names its product chloroplast stem-loop binding protein of 41 kDa b, chloroplastic. Gene Ontology annotation, molecular function: calcium ion binding; RNA binding. The record is from RefSeq and is a predicted model, not a curated record. The coding region runs from base 78 to 1220 and encodes 380 amino acids. Gene Ontology annotation, cellular component: photosystem II; photosystem II oxygen evolving complex; extrinsic component of membrane. Gene Ontology annotation, biological process: rRNA processing; photosynthesis. The transcript has 10 exons. NCBI's taxonomy places the organism in Eukaryota, Viridiplantae, Streptophyta, Magnoliopsida, Rosales, Rosaceae.
AUCAAAAAGAUGAAUACUUUCAGUCCCAAUAAUACCAAUCAAGCUAAACCCAGAAACAAGAAGAAGGGUGGUUGAUCAUGGCGAAAUUGGUGUCUGUACAGAGACACCCUUCUUUCUCUCUCCUCCCUCCUUCUUCUCUCUCCGACUUCAAUGGCACCAGGCUACUCCACUCUCAAGUCCAGUAUAAGAGAAGGGUUUCACAGCCAAAAGGUGCAUUGCAAGUUUCGGCUUCGAGUGCCAAGAAGAUUCUCAUAAUGGGUGGGACUAGAUUCAUUGGUAUCUUCUUGUCAAGGCUCCUUGUCAAAGAGGGUCAUCAGGUGACUUUGUUUACCAGAGGAAAAGCACCCAUCACUCAGCAGUUGCCAGGUGAAUCGGAUAGCGACUACACAGACUUUGCUUCCAAGAUUUUGCAUUUGAAAGGAGACAGAAAGGACUUUGAUUUUGUGAAGUCCAGUCUUUCAGCUGAAGGCUUUGAUGUUGUUUAUGACAUAAACGGACGAGAGGCAGAGGAGAUUGUGCCCAUAUUGGAUGGACUUCCGAAGUUAGAACAGUACAUAUACUGCUCUUCAGCUGGUGUUUAUCUCAAAUCUGAUCAAUUGCCUCACUUUGAGAUCGAUGCAGUUGAUCCAAAGAGCAGGCACAAGGGAAAGCUUGAGACAGAAAGCUUGCUUGAAUCAAGGGGUGUAAAUUGGACUUCUAUAAGGCCGGUCUACAUCUAUGGACCGUUGAACUACAAUCCUGUUGAAGAGUGGUUCUUCCACCGGUUGAAAGCUGGCCGCCCAAUUCCAGUUCCAAACUCGGGAAUACAAAUAACACAACUCGGUCAUGUUAAGGAUUUAGCAACCGCAUUUAUUAAGGUUCUUGGUAAUGAAAAGGCCAGCAAGGAAGUGUUCAACAUCUCUGGAGAAAAAUAUGUCACCUUUGAUGGAUUAGCAAAAGCAUGUGCAAAGGCUGCUGGAUUUCCUGAGCCUGAGAUUGUUCACUAUAACCCUAAGGAGUUUGACUUUGGGAAGAAGAAGGCAUUUCCAUUUCGUGACCAGCAUUUCUUUGCAUCGAUUGACAAAGCGAAGAGCGUGCUUGGGUGGAAACCCGAAUAUGGCCUGGUCGAAGGUCUUGCAGACUCCUACAACCUAGACUUUGGCAGAGGGACAUUCAGGAAAGCAGCUGAUUUUUCAACAGAUGACAUCAUUCUUGGCAAGAGUCUUGUUCUCCAAAGCUAGUCCUCUGAUCUCUUUCCUCCCUUGAUUUGUAAUUUCCCUUGUAUAUCAAUUUCCAUCCAAUCAAGAGGAAAUCAAGUUCCUUCUUUUUGUAAUGUUGUUGCAUCUCGAGUCUAUAAUACAAGAAAAAUAAAUUUGUUCCA